Cinara cedri is the source of this 1747-nucleotide messenger RNA. The record is from the annotation of a GenBank genome assembly. Lineage: Eukaryota; Metazoa; Arthropoda; Insecta; Hemiptera; Aphididae.
AUGGGAUGUAUUGCGAAAAGUNUAGGUCCUGAAUGGAAAAAAUUAGAACGAUAUUCAUUAGCGGCUGACAGUAUAAGUAUAGGAGAUAUAGUUAGUUCAAAAAUUAGAUCUACUAAUAAUUGGAGCUUACUUCCAGCACAAGUAUUUACAUUUUAUUUACCUUAUAACAACUGAAAAUAAUAAAUAUACUGAAAGUAAUUUUAAAAAGGUAUAAUAGAGUAAUUAUUUAUUAUCUAUUAUACUAAAUAUAUAUUAAAUAAUAUAUUUACUUGUUAAAAAAUAAUUGUAACUUAAUACAUAAAUUUAAAGCUAUGAUAAAAAUGGUCUUUUUUUGUUUUUUUAGGCUAUAUUUUCAAGUUAUGGUCCAGGUGAAUUUUUGAGUGGUCAUAUAAGUAAACAAAUCAAUUUUCCUGCGUGGUUAGGGAAAUUUUCCAAAGGGAAUAAAAUGAACAGACUUUUACAAGAAGUACAAAUCCAUAGUAGAAUAAGGUUAGUGUAUAAAAUUAGUAGAACUCUGAUUUCAAUGCAAAGUUCAUUUAGAGUACUUGUUAACAUUUUUUUGGUUAUUUUGUUAGUUUCAAGUGCAUAUGUAUGUACAAUACAAAUUAAUAGUUAAAAUUUUGAUAACACAAAAUAUUAUUUCAAAAAACUUUUUUUACGUGAAAUUUGUUUUAAUUGGGUUUAGGUAUUUGUCAUUAAUACAGAUUAUCAAAUGUUUUAUUAAUGAUUUUGAUUUGUCUUAUCUUUAUUAAUGAGUUCAAACAAAUAAGAAUUACAAUAGUGAAACUUUUAUUUUUAAAUUUUACUGUUUUUACAUUUUAAGGUCAUUUAUUAAGGGUGUUAUUUCGCUAUCAAUUUUUUUUUUAGGGCACUUAGAUCUUUUCAAUUGUUUUUAAGACAUUUAAAUCCGGGUUCCAAUAAUUAUUUAUUAGUUUAUAUGUGAUACCAUUGAUUAUACAAAUAUUCAUAUUUUAUAUAUUAUAAUCAAUGAUUAUACUAAGAUAAAUUUGUUAAUGUUGUAUUCAGAUUAUCUGCAAGUAAAGAAGCAAUAAAUCUCGAUUACUUAACUACUUUGCGAGAUUCAAUUCUUAAGCCUCUUAUUAAUGAAGGUAGUGACGGUGUGAAGAAAACUUUAGAUUUUAUGAAUCAUUAUCAUCUUGUGAAAGAUGAUGUAGAAUCUCUUAACGAGUUGUCUUUAUGGCCAGGAAAUAAAGAUCCUAUGUCCGACAUUCCUUCUAAAGUAAAAAGUGCUUUUACAAGAAUGUACAAUAAAAGUGCACCAACAUUUAAUGUAUCAAAAAAAAUUAAGAAAACUGUUCAGGAUGAUGUUUUGUUAGAUAAUGAUGAUAUAGAUGUUAUUAGUGAUGAAGAAGAAGAUGAUGAUAUUACUAACGAUGCCUUAAUUUCAAUGGUGAAAAAAAAAUCUGCUAAAAAAGGUGCAACUUCACCUCCUCCUGAAGCAAGUAAAGUUAAAAGUAGUAAAGGUGGUGGUGGAGGGAGAAAAAAAAAAUAAUUUCUCAUUUAUUUUUACAAAAUUAUUAAGUACAAUUUUUUUCUACUCUAUGAUUUUAUUUAAACAAAAAGAAAUCAAAUUAAUGUUACUUAAAUAUCACUACAAAUACAAUUUUAUUUUCUUGUUUAAUUCCGUAAUUAUUUUUCAGUAAUAAAUGAUUGUGUAUAAUGAUUUAUAAUGUAUAAAUCUAUGGUAUGUAUACAAUAAAAAUGUGUAUGAUUAUUAUAAAAAAAA